Messenger RNA from Closterium sp. NIES-65, 762 nucleotides. The record is from the annotation of a GenBank genome assembly. Lineage: Eukaryota; Viridiplantae; Streptophyta; Zygnematophyceae; Desmidiales; Closteriaceae.
AUGGGACCGCGGAAAGACCGCGGGGUCGCGGGAGGACCACGGGAGGGCCGCGGGACCGCGGGACCGCAGGAGAACCACGGGGCCGCGGGAGGACAGUGGGGACCGCGGGAGGACCGCGGGGACCGCGGGAGGGCCGCGGCUACCACGGGGCCGUGGGAGGACCACAGGAGGGCCGCGGGAGACCAUGGAACCGCGGGGACCGCGGUGGCCGCAGCUGAGGGGGGUGACCCCGCUGCUGACGACACGGCGGCCACUCGCCGCUCCCCGCGCUUGAAGACUUCUCCUGGCUCUCCACCUCGGCCGUCUUUGCCGCCUCCGCAGCCAGUCGGCUGCUCUAGUGAUGGCGCUUGGAGUACUGGUGCUGGAGGUGCUAGAGCUGCUAUUGCUGGAGGUGCUGGAGCUGGAGGUGCUGGUGGUAUUGGAGCUACACGUGCUGGAGCUGCUGGUGCUGGAGGUGCUGGAGCUGCUGGUGCUGGAGGUGCUGGAGCUGGAGGUGCUGGAGCUGCUGGUGCUGGAGGUGCUGGAGCUAGAGGUGCUGGAGGUACUGGAGCUGCAGGUACUAGAGCUGCUAGUGCUGGAGAUGCUAGAGCUGGAGGUGUUCGAGGUGCUGGAGCUUCUGGUGCUAUAGGUGCUGGAGCUGGAGGUGCCGAAGCUGCUGGUGCUGGAGGUGCUGGAGCUGCUGGUGCUGGAGGUACUGGAGCUGCUGGUGCUGGAGGUACUAGAGCUGGAGGUGCUGGAGCUAGAGGCUCUGGAGGUUCUUAG